AUGGUGUUGAAGGUAAAAAAGCGCAAUGAUACAUUGCAACCGUUCGAUACCGACAAGGUAUACGCACGGUUGAGUCGUGUUACUGCUGGGCUUGAUAUGGAAUAUGUCGAUCUGAAGCGCCUAACAGAGACAGUAGCUGAUGGUGUAUAUGAUGAGAUUCCAUCUGUGGAACUUGACAAGCUCAUCUCUGAGACAGCAGCCUAUUCCGUGACAAAACAUCCACAUUACAGUCUUAUGGGUGGACGUCUUUGCGUCACUGCACUGCAUAAAGUAACAAAGUCAUCUGUGCUCGAAACAUUUACUAUUUUGUACAACCACAUAGCUCAUGGUACAGGACGUCACGCACCACUUAUCUCAGAUACACUGUGGGAUAUUGUACAACGACGACACGAAGAAUUACAACAAAUUAUUGAUUACGAGCGUGAUAUGCGUUUUGAAUUUUUUGGAUACAGAACUUUGGAGAGAUCUUACCUACUUCGUGUUGAAAGGGCACGAGGAGAAAUGGAUAUUGUAGAGCGUCCACAACAUAUGUUUCUUCGGGUAGCUUUAGGUAUUCAUGGAGAAGAUUUGAAACGUGUAAAGGAAACAUAUGAUUUAAUGUCUCUGGGAUUUUUUACACAUGCCACUCCAACCUUAUUUAACUCUGGUACACCAUACCCACAAAUGAGUUCAUGUUUCCUUGUUGCAAUGCAAGAAGAUAGUAUUGAGGGAAUUUAUGAUACACUUAAACAGUGUGCUAUUAUCAGUAAAAUGGCUGGUGGUAUUGGUGUUCAUGUUCAUAAUAUUCGCUCUGCUGGAAGUUAUAUUGCAGGAACGAAUGGAACAUCAAAUGGACUUGUACCGAUGCUUCGUGUGUGGAAUAACACAGCUCGUUAUGUAGAUCAAGGUGGUGGUAAACGCAAGGGUGCGUUUGCUGUUUAUCUUGAACCUUGGCAUGGAGAUAUUUUUAACUUCCUCUUACUAAAGAAGAAUACUGGAAAAGAAGAUCAACGUGCACGUGACCUCUUUUAUGCCCUGUGGAUUCCUGAUUUAUUCAUGGAACGUGUGGAAAAACGUGAUAAGUGGACACUUAUGGAUCCAAAUACUGCACCAGGAUUAAGUGACUGUUAUGGUGAGGAAUUUAAUGAGUUAUAUGAACGUUAUGAAAAGGAAGGACGUGGUGUAAAAACAAUUCAAGCACAAGAUCUUUGGUUUGCUAUACUUGAAUCACAAAUGGAAACAGGAGUUCCUUUUAUGCUCUAUAAAGAUGCAUGUAAUAAGAAAUCGAACCAGAAAAACAUUGGUGUAAUCAAGUGUUCUAAUUUAUGCACAGAAAUCAUGGAAUACUCAUCUAAAGAUGAAAUUGCAGUAUGUAACCUUGCUUCUAUUGCUUUACCUCGUUUUAUUGAUGAGGAAAAAAAUGUUUUUGAUCACCAACGACUAUAUGAAAUAACAAAAGUUGUGACAAGAAAUUUGAACAGAGUUAUUGAUAUGAAUUAUUAUCCGUUACCACAAGCACGCGACAGUAAUAUGCGUAAUCGACCUAUCGGUAUUGGUGUACAAGGAAUGGCAGAUUUAUUCACAAUGCUAAGACUUCCAUUUACUAGCAGUAAGGCUAAAGAUUUAAAUGAAGAAAUUUUUGAGACAAUUUAUUACGCCGCAGUGGAAGCUAGCGUCGAUCUUGCUGAAGAAGAAGGACCAUAUGAAAGAUUUCAAGGGAGUCCUGCUUCUCAAGGUUUAUUACAAUUUGAUUUAUGGGGUAAAAAACCACGCAGUGGACGGUGGAACUGGGAUGCACUUAAGGAACGUGUUAAAACGAGUGGUAUGAGAAAUUCUUUACUCUUGGCUCCAAUGCCAACUGCAUCAACAUCUCAAAUUCUUGGUAAUAAUGAGUGUUUUGAACCCUUUACUUCCAAUAUUUAUGUACGUCGUGUUCUAAGUGGUGAAUUCCCUGUUGUUAAUAAGUAUCUUGUUAUGGAUCUUAUUAAACUUGGACUUUGGAAUGAUGAUAUGCGAAAUCAGAUUAUUGCAUAUAAUGGUUCAGUUCAGAAUAUCAAGGAAAUUCCAUCUGAUCUUAAGGAAUUAUAUAAAGUUGUCUGGGAAAUUCGACAGAGAGAUUUGAUUGAUAUGGCAGCGGAUCGUGGAAAAUACGUUGAUCAGAGUCAAAGUUUAAAUCUAUUUUUGGAAAAACCAACCUCAAGUCAGUUGACAUCUAUGCAUUUCUACACAUGGAAAUCUGGUCUAAAGACGGGUAUGUAUUACUUGCGUAGCAAGGCUGCUGCAGAUGCCAUCAAAUUUACACUUGAUCCAAAGACACUAAAAGAGAUGAAAAACAGUGGUGCAUCUACUCCAGUCUCAUCGCCGAGACCUCAGGAAGAUGAUUGUUUGAGUUGUGGUUCUUAA
This is a messenger RNA of Trypanosoma theileri, 2382 nucleotides long. Its product is annotated as ribonucleoside-diphosphate reductase large chain. The record is from RefSeq and is a predicted model, not a curated record. Bases 1 to 2382 code for a protein of 793 amino acids. Gene Ontology annotation, molecular function: ribonucleoside-diphosphate reductase activity, thioredoxin disulfide as acceptor; ATP binding. Gene Ontology annotation, cellular component: ribonucleoside-diphosphate reductase complex. Lineage: Eukaryota; Euglenozoa; Kinetoplastea; Trypanosomatida; Trypanosomatidae. Gene Ontology annotation, biological process: deoxyribonucleotide biosynthetic process; DNA replication. The transcript has a single exon.